GCGCCGCGUUGCUGGUCGUGUCGUGGUUUCUGUAAUCCUCGGUCAAGUGCGCUUUGUCACAAGCGCGCCGAUGCUCGUCCUCGACUGCAAACAAGCCACAUUUCCUUUGAAAUCUGGCUACCAGCUCUGAAUCCUGCAGCAUCACCAGCAGGCUGUGAUCUGUUCACCUUCAGAUGGCUGGACUGAUGCUCGGCUCCUGGGCCAAGCAACCCGACACAAACUGCAACUGCCCUCCAAGCACCGACCUGCGUUCUGCAUCGCCUUCUCCCGAGCCAAAGGGACAUCGUGGAUCGGAGUGAGGAUACAUGGCGGCGUUAGCGGGGGCCGUGCCCCGCAUGAUGCGCCCCUCGCUGGCCCAGAGCUAUCCGCGAAGCGGCUUCCCGUUGGAAGUUUCCACGCCGUUAGGUCAAGGCAGAGUAAACCAGCUCGGUGGAGUCUUCAUUAACGGCCGACCUCUGCCGAAUCACAUCCGUCACAAGAUCGUGGAGAUGGCACACCACGGCAUCCGGCCCUGCGUCAUCUCCCGCCAGCUGCGCGUCUCUCACGGCUGCGUCUCUAAAAUCCUGUGCAGGUACCAGGAGACUGGUUCCAUCCGGCCUGGUGCGAUCGGAGGGAGCAAGCCAAAGCAGGUGACCACGCCGGAUGUGGAGAAGAAAAUAGAGGAGUACAAGAGAGACAACCCCGGAAUGUUCAGCUGGGAAAUACGCGAUAAACUGUUAAAAGAUGGAAUCUGCGACAGAAACAACGUUCCUUCCGUGAGUUCAAUCAGUCGCAUAAUGCGGAGUAAAUUCGGAGGCAAAGGUGAAGACGACGACGACGAGGACGAAAUAGAGAAGAAAGAGUUGGAGGAGAACGAACAGAGGGCCAAACACAGCAUUGGCGGGAUUCUCGGAGACAGAUCGAGCCAAUCGGACGAGGGCUCGGAGGUGGAGUCGGAGCCAGAUCUGCCCCUGAAGAGGAAGCAGAGGCGGAGUCGCACCACCUUCACAGCAGAGCAGCUGGAGGAGCUGGAGCGAGCGUUUGAGCGCACGCACUACCCCGACAUCUACACCCGCGAGGAGCUGGCCCUGCGUGCCAGACUCACUGAGGCACGCGUGCAGGUGUGGUUCAGUAACAGAAGAGCCAGAUGGAGGAAACAAGCAGGAGCCAAUCAGCUAAUGGCAUUUAAUCACCUGAUUCCAGGUGGUUUCCCACCCUCAGCUAUUUCUUCCCUGCCGGCCUAUCAGCUCUCAGACAGCCCUUACCCACCUACGUCCAUCGCACAAGCAGUUGUGUCAGAGCAGCCAGGCACAGUCCACCGUCCCCAGCCCCUCCCCCCCACAUCCAUGUCUCAGAGCAGCCUGGGGUCUGCAGGGGCGGGGCUGGACACAGGCUCCGCCUACUGCCUGCCCUCCAGCCGCCAUGGAUUCUCAGGGUACUCUGAGGGGUUUGUGUCCCCAAGUGCACCGCCUAAUACCAUGAACCCUAGCAUCAGCAAUGGCCUGUCCCCACAGGUAAUGGGUCUGUUAAACCCUGGAGGGGUGCCCCACCAGCCCCAGAGUGACUACGCCCUGUCGCCCCUGACAGGGGGGCUCGAGCCCAGCAGUGGGAUGGCAGGCAGCUGCUCACAGUCCUACUGCCCCACCAGCUACAGCUCGGCUGGGUACAGCAUGGACCUUGCCCCCCCCUAUCAGUACGGCCAGUAUGGGCAAAGUAAGGUGCCUUUCAUUAUCUGAAGCCUGAAAUCGCAUGAACUGAAGAGACCCCCAAACACUCCCCAUUACCCCUCCUGAAGAGUCCCCCAAACACUCCCCAUUACCCCUCCUGAAGAGUCCCCCAAACUCUCCCCAUUACCCCUCCUGAAGAGUCCCCCAAACACUCCCCAUUACCCCUCCUGAAGAGUCCCCCAAACACUCCCCAUUACCCCUCCUGAAGAGUCCCCCAAACACUCCCCAUUACCCCUCCUGAAGUGUCCCCCAAACACUCCCUAUUACCCCUCCUGAAGAGACCCCCAAACUCUCCCCAUUACCCCUCCUGAAGAGACCCCAAACUCUCCCCAUUACCCCUCCUGAAGAG
This is a messenger RNA of Anguilla rostrata (American eel), 2055 nucleotides long. RefSeq names its product paired box 3b (gene pax3b). Gene Ontology annotation, molecular function: RNA polymerase II cis-regulatory region sequence-specific DNA binding; DNA-binding transcription factor activity, RNA polymerase II-specific. NCBI's taxonomy places the organism in Eukaryota, Metazoa, Chordata, Actinopteri, Anguilliformes, Anguillidae. Gene Ontology annotation, biological process: anatomical structure development; regulation of transcription by RNA polymerase II. The record is from RefSeq and is a predicted model, not a curated record. The coding region runs from base 306 to 1715 and encodes 469 amino acids. The transcript is spliced from 11 exons.